GUAGAUCAAUCGCUGUCAGAAAAGACGACGAUGACUUUGGCGGAGAAGUUGCAGAAAUUCCUAACGGGCUCCAAUGAGACUGCCGAGGGCGAGGACGUUGUAGUACGGGAGAAGAGGAGUGCGCAUGAACGGGACAGUGUCCUUCCCCGCACCCCCGCCGCAUCUUCUCUCUUCCGUCAGAGAGAAGCCGCGAUGGAAGCACGACGGUUGCCCCACAGUCGCCGCAUUCGCCACUCCAAAGCUAGCAUCGUCGCUGCGUCUAAAGUAGACGACACACACCGCUUCCCGUUUCGGGGUCAACCGUUGGACUCGGUUCGAACCCCAGCCGUCGCUUACUCCCCUUCUGCCACGGUGGAGGCGGUGGAGGGGAAGUGUUACUCCUCCGACGACCUGGUGUUCGUGUCCGCGAUGACGUGCGUGAUGGUAUGUUGCCUCGUCGCCUGCCUCGUCGCCCUCCUCACGGACCGAUGGAAGAAUUGGAGACGAGCAUCCUCCUCCUCCUUUUCUCCUCUCCUUGAGGUUGCAACUCUGAAAGUGUGCCCGUGGGGGGGAGAAGACGAGAAGCCCCUUGGUCGCAGUUUCCCCUGGAAGGGUUCCACGGUGGAGCUACUGGACAAUCUCGACUCCCACGCAGGGGACCCGAACGUGCGGGACGAGAACGAGGAGUUGGAGGAAGUGGAGGUGGCGGAUGGGAGGAGGCCGGUUCAGAGAUCCUCGUCGGCUUUCUUCCACCCGUGGAGGUCCAGCUCCCUUGAGAACCUCCACCUCCUGGAAUACACUUCAGAGUGAACUGUAACCCCUUGCAUGGAUUCAUCCAUUGUGCCUUCCACUCAUUUGUGAUUGUGUUUCUGAUCUCACUGAAUACAUGAAGCGAUUGCACAAAU
Molecule: messenger RNA, 884 nt
Organism: Darwinula stevensoni
Lineage: Eukaryota; Metazoa; Arthropoda; Ostracoda; Podocopida; Darwinulidae
Source: the annotation of a GenBank genome assembly